UUCCUCCGCUGCUCACAGACUGUGAUGUGCUCGCGCUCGGGACAGGGGGACCACCUGCACCUGGGAUAUAGGAAUAUAAGGCUACUUACUGCUCGUUUUUACCCGUGGCGGAGUGGCAGAAGCCCCUUGUCUUCUGAAAACAUUGGGUAAUUUCCAAUCGUCUGCCAUGUAUGAGGGGUCUGAGUCCGUGGACACACAGGAAGUUAGAACUGAGAGCACCCUUGGGUCCUCUGUCUCCACCUGCAAGAAGGUUUUGUGCAGUAACAGUGUUCUGGAUUCAUCUGAUUACUGGUUGAAAAACGAUAAGGCGCUCUGCAGAAUCGGAUUCCUGGAGGACCAGCAUGACGGCGGAUGCCCGACAAUCUGCUUCGUAAACCUGGACAAACACCCCUCUGAUCGCCAUGAUGACAGUUACAUUAAGAAACUGGCCUCAGUGUGCCCAGAGCUGCCACGGUUAAUUGAGUCUCUCGGAGUGCGGCAACCCAAAGAAAAUGAGAUUCUGCUUCUCAGCAGCCUAGAGUCACCUGAUUCCUGCCAUCAUGACCCCAGCCACCCACAGAGCCAGAGAACUGCUCAUGUCUGUCUGGUGCAUUGUUCCUGUGGGCGUCGGCCGACCCAAACGAACAGUGUCAUUUUUGAGAUCAAUAAGUUUCUUAUUGGUCUACAGUCAGGUCAGGAGAGGCAGCAGCAUGGCCGAUUUGCUGGUCAGCGGGCUACUGAAGAGGACACCAAUCGCUCCGUUUCAUCCAUAGAAGAAGACUUCCUUACUGCCUCUGAGCAGCUUGGGGACGAUAGCGAGGAUGAUCCAUUCAGAAAUGAUCCUGAGGUUUAUGCUAUGCCUGAGUCGGUUAAGGCAUUAAGAGCAGCCCAAGCUCAAAGAAGGACUGAAAUGGAGAGAGAUGAUAGUGAGGACUCAGAGACCCUCUGCACCUCUUCCAACUCCCAGAAGCUCUCAAGAACAUAUUCUGCCCCCUCCAGAGGCCCAAGUACCUCCCCAAAACAAUUCAGUCAUCACACCAACAAGUCAGCUGGUCACUAUACCACGAAUCUGGCGAAGUCUGUCCUCCAGGACAAUUUUAUUAGUUUGUCACAAGAUGAACCUUCUUUUGCCACGGAAGCAGCUGUGAGUGUCUCCAACACUUUGCAACAGUCAGGUGAUGUGAGCCACUCUGUUGAAGAGCUCCCAAGUGCUCGACCCUGCUCUUUCGAACUCCCUAAAAUUGUAAUUGUCCAGAGUCCUGACAACAGUGAGGAGGUGACAGAGUGGCCUGAAGCACAGUUGCAUGGAACACCAGAGCAUGACGGAGUACACAAGGCCGGAUCGAAGCAUGGAACUCACCCCCAGCACAACUCCCCAAUUGUACACUCUGCUAAGCCUGUGGAGAUAGCAUUGGCAUGUGCAGCGAGCGUCAUCGGCACCAUUACCACACCUCAGGUCACAGAACAACUCACAAUGGAGUCAGAAGAUGAGUGUGAGGAUGAGGAAGAAGAAGGGAGUGAAACAGAACAAGGGGAGUAUUCGUUUUCUUCUGCAGUAUGUGGAAUGUCUCAGGUUGCUGGUGCAGUAGCUGCGGUAGAUCUUGCCGAAGACUCUGGGGAUACAGAAGACUCAACAGACAUGUACUCUGCUUCUAUGGGACUUCUGUCAGUUGCCCAAGCAUCAACUGCCAUACCUCUCCACUGUAGCAUUGCCGAGGGCACCAGUGUUGAGGCUUUCAGGGCCAAUGUGGCUGAAGUUCUUCUUAGGGAAGCUUCGGCUGUUCUCACCCACAGACAAAGUUAUUCAAGCAUUGCAAAUUUCCUUGAGACCACACAUAGCAAGAUAGUGGAUGGAAUCACAAAUCCAAGAAGGCCCUAUCAGGAACAACAGGAGGUGGAUAAUUUUACCCAGGAAAUAUCAGACACUAUCUUUCAAUAUGCCCUUGAGAAAGCUGAAAAGAGAAAAGAGCUUGAGGGUCCUGGAAAAGAUGCUCCAAACAUCCAGGGUUUUCUCUUGGAUUGUGUGAAUAAUUUUCUCUUUGAUGUCCUUUGUGUUACAUCAAGAAAAAUCAGUGACAUUUCAAAAUGUAAUUUGGGGUCAUCUAACAGGAAAGAAGAAAACAUCAGCUUUAGGGAGUAUGAGGCUGAUACCAUGUCUGCCAGAGAAGCAUUAAGUCAAUUACAUUAUUUGAUUGAGCCAAGCCAGGCUUAUAAUCAUGGAGAGAGGCAGAGUAGUGUGGAGAACCUGUCUGUUUUCAUUGGGAAAAGAGAGAGAGAACAAAAAUACAUACAGGAGGAGAAAGAGAAUGAGCCAAAACUGAAAGAAACCUACAGACUUACUCUGAAUCGAGUGACUGCCACUAUGCUCAAAGAGCAAUCUAACCUGCAAGUGCAGCUGAGUAGGAGUGAGAAGAGCUCAGACUCUGCUCUCCCCUCAGCCGAAAGCUCCCCACUUCAUAUGCCACGAGGGAGGCCAGGAGGGGAGAGUGAGACCAGACAGUAUUCCUUAUCGUCCUUUUCAGGAGCACUUGUGUCACUUAAAAUGGAUUCGGCCGAGUCCAAAACUCCUGUCACAUGCUUUGCCGAAGACUUGGCGACUACAGUGAUCUCCAUGGCAACAGAGCUGGCAGCGAUAUGCUUGGAAAAUUCAAGUGGAAAGCAGCCAUGGUUCUGCGCCUUAAAGGGAGUGUCAGAAGGUCCAGAGGGGCUGCUUCUGCCCUGCCGCCCAGCUGCAGCUCUCUGCCGUAAAGAGACACAAAAUGGCACUUCAGUCAUCAAAAAGCACAGACCUCCACGCCUCAGUGAAAUCAAACGUAAAACUGAAGAGCAGCCUGAACUCAUGGAGCGUCUGGUCAACCGUGUCGUGGAUGAGACCGUCAACCUAGACGAACCAACAACCUCUGACCCAUUUGCACUCUUUGCAUCCGAGGUCACAGCCAAGAUAAUGAACUGUCCUGAAUUGAGUGUAGUGGACACGUCCAAAUCUGGCCAAUCAUCUCGCAGCCGCCUGCAAUGUGAGAGAUGGAGCAGUAGAGGGAAAGCAUCAAGCUAUGAAAGCAUUCCAGAGGAGGACAUGGAUCCCUCUGGAACACUAAACACUUUGGGACCAGGAAACAGGCUUGGGCAUAAUUUGAGCAGAGGUAGCUCUAUCUCCAAGCAGUCCAGCUGUGAGAGCAUUACGGAUGAGUUCUCUAGGUUCAUGGUGAACCAGAUGGAGAUGGAGGGUCGUGGGUUUGACCUUCUACUGGACUACUAUGCAGGGAAAAAUGCCAGCAGCAUCCUUGCAGCAGCUGUUCAACAGGCUGCCAGUAAAAAAAACGGACACCUCAAUGUGCGGACGUCAUCAUCAUGUCUCUCUAAGCAAUCAAGCACUGAGAGUAUCACAGAGGAAUUUUACCGCUUCAUGCUGAAAGACAUGGACAAGGAGAACAAAGACUACAGUCUGACCAAGACCAAAGAAUGGAGUAAUAGCCUGUUACCCCCAUCACCCAGAACCCCAUUUUGUAUCCGUCAGUCCUCUGUUCCUGAUAGACGAUCAUCAGAUUCCAGACUAACUGUAAACUCACCCAUUAAGGCUAAUUCAUUUGAUGGUUUUGCUCAAAAUGUUCAUGGAGACUCACUCAGCAUAUAUCCGACCAGCUCUGUGUCAUCAACAGGACUCUGCAAGUCUGAUUCCUGCUUGUAUAAGCGUGGUCAAACUGACCAAAUCACAGAUAUGUUGAUUCAUGAGACCUGGGCCAGCUCUAUUGAGUCUCUAAUGCGCAAGAAUAAAAUCAUUGCAGAGUCAUCAGAGGACAGUGUGGAACUGGAUUCUGCAGACUCACAACCACAUGUGCAGCUCUUUGCUGAUCGUCUAGCAGCAGACAUUGUAGAGAGUGGCAAAUCCUUGCUUGGAAGCCAGCAAGAAAUCAGUGCAGCCGCUUGUCACCCAUAUGUUCCUGUUAGAGAAAGGAGACAUGGCUUUAAACAUUCUCGUCGAGACAGUGGUGGAAACCGGCCAAGUGUGGAGCAUCAAGAAAAUAGGGGUAAUUUGCAAAGUUCUUCCUGUAUGAGGCAAGCAUGGCGAGGGCAGAGGGAGGUACCCCUGAUCCAUAUUGAGCCAGAUCAAAGAGAAGAGGUCUCUGAAGAUGUGGGGAGGAAUGGGACUCACCACAGAGAAGCAUCCCAUCAGGUCCAGCCACAAAGUGGAAAAGAAAGUGGGAUGGCAACCAAAAGCAGUGACAAACACAGGAAUUCCCCAGUGGCCACAGCGCCCUCUGCAGAUGUGGAGGUGGAGCGACGCUCUUUCAGUGCUAGCAGUGAGGAAAGUGGCUCAGGAAGUUGGGCCCAGAUUGCCCCUGAUGACGACCCCCAGGAGGAGACCACCAGUAGCUUUAUCCAGCUAAGCGAGGGAAAUGGGAAUAGCAGUGCUUCUAGUCUCGGACUGGCAGACCUGGAGGGCUUUCUAGACUACUCGAUCUCCAGCACCGUAAUCAGCGAGGAGAGAGAGAGGAAAGCACCGAACUGUCAGGAUCAGGCAGAUGAAGCAACAUCAGGUUUAUCCACAGCAGGCAGCAGCUGUCAAAUGGAGCUCUUGGUGGUGAACUUUGACCAAGUUCCAGACUGUGUGGAUGGAGAACUAAGAGCAGCGCUUCAGUGGAUUGCUGCGUCUGAGCUUGGCGUGCCAGCAAUCAACUUCAAAAAGACUCAGGAGCACAAUGUUGCUAAGUUCUAUAGAGUGGUGCAGUUGGCAAAUCAGAAGGCCUGGCAUGUGGGGGACUUGUUCAGUGCUGUGGCGCAGUUCUGUCAGCUCCACCAGAACCUGGAGCAGAGAGGACAGCCAGUGCCCAGCUUGUUUGACUGGAUACUGAAGACCAAACGCUAGAGUACCCACACAUCCACUAUAUGGACCAGGAGGUGGAGACACCAUGUCUAUCCUGUGCUAGCACAAAUAUAUAGUCUGGACAAGCAUCCCAUAUGAGCCCACUGCUACACUCGAACACAGGCUACUCUAACAAAGACCCUGUGAUCCUCCAUAACUAGUCAAAUUGUCUCACCUCUGUACAUCAACAUGUUUUUCUUCAGUUGGCUUUCUUGAGAAAGCAAGCUGCUAUGUGAAACUCACAGGUAAGCAAGCUAGUUUACAGGAUGCCAGCAGUAAUAAAUCUGUACACACUCAGCCAUACAUGUGAACUCACCAGCACCUCCCAAGUUCUACCCUUUGAUAUGCUCAUUAAUAUUCACGGCUUACAAGUGGCACAAAUCAUUAUUCAGAUACCUGCACCACCUGUCACACUUGUAUAUGUCUUUGCUUGAUCACAGGAAUUAUGGUAUGUACUGUAGGAAGAAAGCUUGUCCAUAACUAUCAUGAGGUGCAAUGUGCCGGAAAUGUUCUUCAGAGCAUUGCAUAUCAAAUAGAUUGUGAUUAGAGGUUAUUUCCCUUUAAAUUUCGCAUGUUCCUAUGUCUGUAUGUGCAUGGAACAUUAGAUCCACCAGUCACCAGCUUGCUCUGGUUGGAGGAACAUGGUUUAAACCUACCAACCAACCGAUCAGCCUUGAUAUUUUCUAGCCUGCAGAUUUUUACAGCACGACAAACUCAUUUCAAAUGCACAAGAUGACUUUAUAUCAACAACAAUGGAGGUGACAGCUAUAUUAAAGAAAUUUAGAUGUUUGUAUAUAAGGUGAAAUAUAUAUAGUGAGAUCCCAUUACAAACACACAGCACAUAAGACUUUUAUUUAAAGUUUACAUUGUGCAGUUGUUUUUAUUGUACAUCUGAGACUGAAUUCUGUGUUUAGUUUUCUGUGAUGACUGUUAUUUAAGAGAUUUUAUUUUCGGCUAGAUGUAAAUAGUCUAGAUUGUGAGCUAUUGUACCUUUGGGUUGCAAAUGAAAUCUAAGUUUUUGGUUUCUGAUUGCAGAAAUUCAGACAGACAGGAUCACAGUAAAAAGGCUCACCAGACUACAGUAAAAGUUUAGGGUAUGAUUAGAAUAUAUUUAAAGUACUGUACAAGUACAGUUUUGUCACGUAAAAGUUGACUUGUAAAUGUGAAAUCUGGUGCGUUACGUUUUCUCUGCAUAGUAACAUAGUAGUAAUAUAUGUGUUUUAAUAUCAGCGUUGCAAGCGCACAACAAAACUGUAUCUAGUCUGUCACAGUAUACCUGAAUGUAUUUAUCUUUUCAAAAUAAAAUUUGCGUAAAAGUGA
Messenger RNA from Xyrauchen texanus (razorback sucker), 6160 nucleotides. Its product is annotated as A-kinase anchor protein SPHKAP-like. The record is from RefSeq and is a predicted model, not a curated record. Bases 167 to 4843 code for a protein of 1558 amino acids. Gene Ontology annotation, cellular component: cytoplasm. Gene Ontology annotation, molecular function: protein kinase A binding. The transcript is spliced from 12 exons. Lineage: Eukaryota; Metazoa; Chordata; Actinopteri; Cypriniformes; Catostomidae.